CGGGGUGAGAGCGGGUUUGGGGGUUGCUCGGGUGUUCCUAUUUCUCGUGUUCCCUAACGCUGCUCAGGUCCGUCGCACGCAGCGAUGCCCGCGGAGCCUUUGGUCUGCGCUGAUACGGCCACGCGGGUGAGCUCGGUGCUGAACCGCGACGUGAAGCAGUUCGGGAAGAAGCACAUGUUUGACGCCAACGAGGAGACGUGCUGGAACUCGGACCAGGGUUCGUGCCAGUGGGUCACCCUGGAUUUCCCCCACACUGUCAGAGUCUCACAGCUCCACAUUCAGUUCCAGGGGGGGUUCUCCAGCCGGCUCUGCACGCUGGAAGGCUGCAGAACAGGUGAAGAACUGGUGAAAAUAUCUGAUUUGUACCCCGAGGACAUCAAUGCCAUGCAGAGAUUCCAGCUGGAGGAGACAGCGCUGGAUACGUUGAAGAUCACCUUUGAGAACAGCACGGACUUCUUUGGACGCAUUGUGGUGUACCACCUCCAGGUGCUGGGGGAGAGGCUGUAGGGCAGCAGUUGCUCACCCAUCACCUGCAUUCCCCUGUAGGGGAGCUGCUCACAUGGGAGAAUGGGACAGCAAACCCCACCAGCAGUGAUGUGCCACCCCCAGCUGUAUCCCAAAGUGCUGACGGAGCAGGGACUUCCACCCCAUGGGAUGGCAGAGGAGGGGGGAUGCUCGUGCAGAGUGCUACAUGCUGGAAUUAUAAGCCACCUUUGCUGUCUUUUGGUGGGAUGCAGCCUGUGCAGAUGGCUGAAUAAAUGGUGGUGACCCACA
Phasianus colchicus (ring-necked pheasant) is the source of this 774-nucleotide messenger RNA. RefSeq names its product nuclear receptor 2C2 associated protein (gene NR2C2AP). Lineage: Eukaryota; Metazoa; Chordata; Aves; Galliformes; Phasianidae. The record is from RefSeq and is a predicted model, not a curated record.